Molecule: messenger RNA, 1427 nt
Organism: Carcharodon carcharias (great white shark)
Lineage: Eukaryota; Metazoa; Chordata; Chondrichthyes; Lamniformes; Lamnidae
Gene: c37h11orf68
Product: chromosome 37 C11orf68 homolog
Exons: 3
Coding region: 272-1012 (246 amino acids)
Source: RefSeq, a predicted model, not a curated record
GGGGGUCCUUCUCUCUCCGCCGGCGCACACUCCCCGGAUAAAAGAGGCGCUCGCCGCGGCCGCCUGACCGGGGCCGGCUGGCGGGGAAAGAUUAAAGGAGCGGAGGAGAGGCCACCGCCCAGCCCGAAACCCGGGGCGUCAAGCCUCGGAGUCUUUCCACCAUUUCCACGGCAGGUGGCACGAACUGGGAAUCCAAACGCUGAGAACAGAAGGCACGCCAAAGACGGAGGAUAUUUCCAUAGAGGAAUCCCCACCUAUCCACCCACCCGGAAUGAGUGACCCCGACGACGAGGGACCUGAGCCGUUCCAGGCGGAGCGCGACCUGGCGGCAGAGGCCAUGGCGGCCGACAUGGACCCCUGGGUCAUCUUCGACGGCCGCAGGACCCCACGGGCUGAAUUCGACGACUGGCUGGACAGCAACCGGCCCUCCCGCGUCUUCCGCCACGGCGAGCCGGCCCACAACGCCGAGCCCGUGGGCUGGAUCGCCGUCUACGGGCCGAGCAGCUCGCCAGAGCCCGAGCGCGGCGACCCCGAGGGGCUGCAGGAGGACUGGGAGCGGCUGCUGAGCAGCGGGCGGCCCGUCACCUUCGAGACCGUCAAGGAGCUGGCCCUGAACCGGCGGGUGCUGAGCGGCAAGUGGCUGAUGCACCUCGACACGGGCUUCAAGGUGGACCACGCCUGGGGCAGCAUUGCCCGGGCGGUGCUGGACGGGAAGGUGCCCGCUGCCAAGGUCAGCCCCUACUGCCCUGGCUCGGCUGCCAAGCAUGUCAUCUGUGUACCCAGCGACGACUUCACCGACGAGAGCCAAGUGGUGAGCCUGGACGCUGCCAUCCGGGCCGUGGGCAUUAAGUGCCCCCUCUCCUACAAGCCAGACGCCUACACCUACCUGGGCCUGUAUCGGGGCAAUCACUGGAAGCUCUGCCCCACCAUCUACGAGAGCCGCUACGACCUGGAGUGCAUCCCCCGGCGCUCGCGCAUCACCAGCAAGGUGUCCAUGACCGAACUGACCUAACCGUGCGGUGGGAACUGCCUUGGGCGCGCCUGAUGGGUUAUUUUUUAAAUGUACAGUUUCAAAAGAAAGAGAGAAUUGAACAAAAGAUGACGUGUCAGCGUUGGUCAAUAAGUCUCAUGCGGGGCCUCAGUUUGUGGUUUGCCUUUGUUCUGUCCUCUUGUUUGUUGGCGGGGAGCAAGAAUCACGUUACGUGGGAUAUACAGCGCCGAAAGGGGCCAUUCAGCCCAUCCGAUCCACUCGAGCUUUCACGCAGUGUGUGACUAAGGGAGCUCGAGAGUUGAUUUACAUAGGAUGACAGAUAUAUGUAUGGCACAGAAAGAGGCCAUUCAACCCAACUAGUCCAUGUCGGUCCACUCGAGCCUCCUCCCAUCUUUCCCCAUCUGAAUCUACCAUCGUAACCCUCUAUUCCUUUCGC